AACGUGUUCCGCACAUGGAACUCACUUAUGGCAAUUUGAUCCCAGGCUGCCUUACACGUCCCUCAGUCGAAACGAAAGUUAUCAUUUGCGACCAUUGAAUACCUGGGCAAAUUUUGGUUGCGUGUAUGUCGGGGUGGGGCCUUCGAAUUUUGAAUGGGACCUCUACUUGGCGGUCCCCUCUAGGUUCCUUCUUGCUUCAUCCUCGUCCAGGUCUGAUUCGUCUCCGAGCUUUGGCCACUAUCAUGUCCGAUGAGGUGUCGCCCAUCGUAAAAUCUCCUGUUGAGGAGGAGCCCAAGGCCGAAUAUCCUUGGCGCAAGGCUAAGAAAGUGGCCUGUUUAGUGUCCUUCAGUGGUAUAAACUAUUACGGCAUGCAACGGAACCCGAGUUGUCCUACCAUCGAAGAGGAACUGCUGCGGGCCUUUCGAGAUGCGGGCGCUAUUCCAUCGGAAUGGUAUGACAAUAUGCAGAAAUCGUUCUUCCAACGAGCCUCGCGAACUGACAAAGGUGUCUCGGCCAUCAAAAUGAUCAUAUCCCUUAAGAUGCCAAACUGAGAAAGAGGAGAGGUCGAUGUUGGAUUGGAUGGAGAACCUUCCUAUUCAUUCGUUUGAACCGAGGCAUUUUGAAUCCGUGGAUUCGCCCAGAAACCCUCUGAGGCAGGCCAAAGGUCUUGUGGGCAAACUCAACGAUAAAGAUGCGGAAGAAGACGAGCAGUUACAGAAAGAGCAAAAUGGAGUUGGUCAUGAUGCCGAUGAUGUGUUUGAAGAAGCUAACACAGACCCAAAAGGGAAGGAGAAAUGUGAAGUAGCGGAAAUUUAAGCGUGAGCUCUCUUUGAAUCAUUUCAUUAUCCUAUUUAAAGAAAUAUACGUUUCUGCGCAUA
This is a messenger RNA of Tigriopus californicus, 878 nucleotides long. Its product is annotated as pseudouridylate synthase 1 homolog. Gene Ontology annotation, cellular component: nucleus. Lineage: Eukaryota; Metazoa; Arthropoda; Copepoda; Harpacticoida; Harpacticidae. The record is from RefSeq and is a predicted model, not a curated record. Gene Ontology annotation, molecular function: pseudouridine synthase activity; RNA binding. Gene Ontology annotation, biological process: mRNA pseudouridine synthesis; tRNA pseudouridine synthesis.